Messenger RNA from Chenopodium quinoa (quinoa), 1558 nucleotides. RefSeq names its product anthranilate N-benzoyltransferase protein 3-like. The coding region runs from base 1 to 756 and encodes 251 amino acids. Gene Ontology annotation, molecular function: acyltransferase activity, transferring groups other than amino-acyl groups. NCBI's taxonomy places the organism in Eukaryota, Viridiplantae, Streptophyta, Magnoliopsida, Caryophyllales, Amaranthaceae. The transcript is spliced from 3 exons. The record is from RefSeq and is a predicted model, not a curated record.
AUGAGUAGCAUCAAAGUGAAGAAAUCAACAAUGGUACGAGAUCGAUUGCGAACUGCGAAGGGGGCCUUGUUUAUCGAGGCAGAAUCAACUAAAGCUCUUGCCGAUUAUGGGGACUACUUGAGGCCAGAUUCUCAACUUAGGAAGCUGGUGUUCCCUACGUGCGACUACUCGGGAGGGCUCUCAUCGUUCCCUCUACUAUUAGUGCAACUCACCCGUUUCAAAUGCGGGAGUCUAUGCCUUGGCUUUGCACAACAUAACCAUGUAGCCGAUGGAGCUUCCCAUUUACACUUCAACAACUCAUGGGCAAGACUAGCCAAGGGCCUUGAUCUUAGUGUUUAUCCUGUUCAUGAUGGGACUACCUACCUUGCGCCUUGUAACCCCACCCAAGUUAAGUUUCGACACUUGGUGUAUGAGCCAACCUUGUCAUCCUUAAUCCCAAAGAGUUUGUCAGGCGAGACGGAGCCAACAACGGAAUGUAUCUUAACUCUUACUAAAGACCAAAUUCACACCAUAAAACUACAAGCAACAUCACAAGAGGUGGUAUUAGAUUACAAGCUAUGUACAUAUGAGGUGCAAGCUGGGCACGUGUGGCACACUGCAUGCAUCGCACGUGGAUUAACUAAUGAUCAAACCGUCAAACUUUACAUACCUGUCGAUGUACGGUCAAGAUUGAAGGAUAUGAAACUGCCACAAGGUUAUUGUGGUAACAUCCUGUUUUACGCAACUUGUGAAGAAAAGGCAAGAUGUAACGCGUAGACCGCUGUGGUAUGCUGCGAGUAAGAUUCAUGAGGCAAUUAAAAAAUUAGGUGAUAUCGAGACUCGAGUAUAUGAAAUCAGCCGUUGAUUACGUGGAAUCGCAUCCAGAUCUAACGGCUAUUGUUCGUGGACCACUUACGUGUACUUGUCCAAACCUCACAAUAUAUUCUUGGGCUAGGUUGUCUUGUUAUGAAGCUGAUUUUGGAUGGGGUGGCCCUAUAUUUACAGGCAUUAAUAGAAUCAAAUUUGAGGGGCAAACUUACAUUACAGUAUUACACCAAGCUCAAAUGGGGAUGGUAGUUUUUUAGUGGCCAUUAAGCUUUUUAAUUCUCAUAUGACACUUUUCAAAGAGUAACUCUAUAACUUCUAAAUUACUCACCCUGUCAACUUAGUGUGCUCGUUAUUCUAGUUGCCUACUUUUUUUUUUAUACAAUAAGAUAAGAAGGGAUCCCCCUCCUCUCACAGGAGGGGAUGUGUGAGGAGUCGAACCAAGGUCACACCUGGGGGAGAUGGAGGGACUAACCAUCCCUCCACUCCUCACUCCUCUUAUAGUUGCCUACUUGCCUUGUCACAAUAAUGUAUCUUAUUGGUAUUCAAGUUCAAUCUAUGUAUGAUAAGAUUAAUAGCUAUUUUUUGAUGUAUAUGUUAUGGUAAAUUUUUGUGAGAAUGCCAGGCAUUGGUGAAAUCAGAAGGAUGGAUUACAAAUGGUUUUGAGUAAUUCAUUUGUGGCAUUAGGCUAUCUAACAUAAUUCUUCGUAAUAAACAACUCAUUCCGUCUGCUUCUUCUUCUUCUUUUAGUCAG